Molecule: messenger RNA, 5292 nt
Organism: Thecamonas trahens ATCC 50062
Lineage: Eukaryota; Apusomonadida; Apusomonadidae
Exons: 2
Coding region: 1-5292 (1763 amino acids)
Source: RefSeq, a predicted model, not a curated record
AUGGCGUGUGUGGCAGUGGUUGGCACCGUGACGCCAGGUGACUUUACCGGCGCUCCAGAGCUCGUACUCGUGAGUAAGACUGCUGGCAAGCAUCGAUCACCGGUGGUGGCUGACUUUGAUGGAGAGGGCUUGGCCAACGAUCUUGCUAUCUUUCACAUUACGGAGGCCACCGCAGUGUUCAACAACGGCUCGGGAUUGUUUGCCCCCGGCGUGGAAAUCUCUACCGCGUUGGUUAUGGAGGACCUCGGCGCGGGCAAGAUCAACGCCGAUGCGUACGACGACAUUGUUGUCGUUUUCAGCAGUGGAGAAGUCCGCAUCUACACCAACACCGGCAGUGGUGGCUUUUCUCUCGGCUUGAGCCUGGCCUGCAGUGGCAAGUUUGUGGCCGUGGCCGACGUGGACGGGAGCGGUCUCGACGACCUGGUGUUGACUGGGUUGGGCCUGGACACGCUGCUGUGGCGCAACGACGGGACAGGAGGCUUUCCUGCCAACUUGAAGUCUGUUGUGGCACCGCCAGCCGAUGUCGAAGGCCUGGUUGUGGCAGACCUCACCAAUGACGGUGUCGUAGACAUUAUCACGACGCGUCUGUCCGGUGGAGCGUGGCUCAUUGAGGGUCUUGGCGGCGGCGCCAUGUCGACGGUCAACCGGAAAGUGCUUGACAUCAGCAUCGACACGGCGUCUCUCGUGGUCGGCGAUGCCAACGGCGACGGCGCUCUGGACCUGGUCACAUCGCGCGCGGAUACUGCUACUGUUUCUCUCAAUUCGGGCGCCACUACUUUUGGCGCUCAGCUGGAGAUUCCCGUCACCAGCGCCACCAUUCCGGGCGUCGUGCUGGGUGAGAUCAACGGCGAUGGCCUCGUCGAUGUUGUCAUCGGCUACGGCGACGGCGUGAUUUGGUACUCCAACAAUGUGACGGAGGCCGACGACAUGCAGUUUGCAGCCAGUCCGACCAUUUACGACAACCUUAAGACCUACAUCGUCCUUGCUGCCGACCUCAACGGCGACGCCGCGCCUGACAUUAUUUUUGCCGACAAUGACGAGGCCGAGGUUGUGUGGAUUGCCAACGACGGGUCGGGCACAUUUUCCUCGGUGCCGCAGGUUGUGGCGUCGGGUGCCUCGGCAACGACCAUCUACAGCAUUGCGCCUGGCGACAUCGACAACAACGGCGACGUUGACCUGGUAUGGACCGGCGCAACCUCUGGCCUGUACUGGGCCCGUAACCUCGGCCGCGGCCAGUUUGACGAACCGGUGGCCAUUGCCAGCAACGUCUUUGGCCCGAUCGUAGUGGCCGACAUCAACCAUGAUGGUCUUGUCGACAUUGUUCACGGCCGUCUGAUCAACAACUCGCCGAGCUUUUACCUCAACCUGGGCGGAACGUUUGCUCCACCGGUCGAUCUUGGCCUCUCGUCUGCCUUUACGCGCCAUGCGCGAAUGGGUGACGUGACUGGCGACGGGCUGGACGAUCUUGUCGUCGCCGGCAACAGCCCGCUUUUUGUUGCCAUUGUGCCCGGAGCUCCCGGCGGGCUCACCACAUCCGGCGCAGUCUCGGUGACGGCUACGGCACCGACCGGCCUCGCGCUCGCCGACUUUAACUUGGACGGCCGGCUGGACAUUGCGGUUGGUAGCAGCGGGCCAAACGUAGUGACCGCGCUGUUUGCACAGGGUGGAACGACGUUUUCUCCGGCCCCUUCGGCUCCUGUGGCCUUUGCACCGUUUGCGCUGGCCGCCGGCCGGAUCGACGACGACCUCGCGCCUGAUUUGGUUCUUGCCGGCGGCACGAGCGUCGCUAUCGUGUUCAACGACGGCACUGGCGGCUUCUUGGCCAACGCGCUCACGGUGGCGUCGCUGCCGUCGGCUGGCUUUUACUCGGUGGCACUUGCCGACCUCAACGGCGAUUUGUUCAUGGAUGUCAUGUUCAGCUCGUUUGCAAACGCACCGUUCAGGGUUUGGACCCGCAAUGCGAUGCUCUCGGAUGUGGGCCAGCGAGUGACCCAAGUCUCGGGCAACUUUUCCACCCAUGAGCUCUCGAGCGCCAUGUUUUCGCUCUGCUUCUCGCGCCGAGUUGAGUUUGCACCGGGAGCGCAACUUCGGUCGUGCUCCAAGCGAUUUGGCAUCAGCCUGCCUGCGUCGUCGGUGGUGAUGCUUGCCGGCGACGCAGGUCAGCCUGCGCAGUUUGACUGUGGCCCCACAGGCGGCUCGUUGCUCUCGACCCAGGGUGUGCUCGCUGCGAAUAACGUAGUCUUCUCGCGUGGUACCUUUGGCGCCGGAGUGACCGACGGCUCGUUUCUGCAGGUGAGCGGGAGCUCGGGCGUGUUGCGGCUGACCAAUGUGACGGUGCAAGGUGCGUCGAAUGCCAACUCGGGCCCUUCACAGGCAUUCAGCGGCAUCGGCGCUGGCGUGAUUGUGGCCGAGGGCGCGUACCUCCUCGCGCGCAGCUGCGUCUUUGCCGACAACACGGCGCGGCUAGCCGGGGGCGCAGUCGGCCUCGUUGGCCUCGGUCCACGGUUUGAGGCACGCGAUACUGUGUUUCUGCGCAACACAGCACACGGGCUCGGCGCGGUCGGCGGUGGUGGCGGCGCGGUGGCUGUCAUGGGGCCCAACAGUCAGCUUGCGGUGACCGGGAGCUCGCGGCUGGAGCAAAACGUGGCACCGAGCGGUGUCGGCGGUGCACUUCUUGUGACGUCGGCAGCCGAGAGCGCCGACAUCUCGCUUGUCGACGCGACGAUUGUCGGCAACUCGGCCGGCGUGGCCGGCGGUGGGCUGGCGGUGCGUGGGGCCGAGGGCAGCACAUCGAUUGUGCUCUCUGGGAGCACAGCGAUCACGAGUUGCACUGCUGGGUUUGGCGGCGGACUGGCAAGCGUGGCCAAGGGCUACAGCUGGCCAUCUACGGUCGAGUCGACAGCUGUGAUCCGCGGACAGAGCGUACCGCUGGUACCGAGCGCGGGCGCGUUUGUGCUCAAUGAUUCGGCUUCAGUGACCGAUUGUGUUGCUCCGUUUGGCAGUCUUGGCUUUGUGUGCGACGCUGUGGUAUCCGCGGCAGACACGAGCGGGCUUGUGACCGGCAGCGUCAUGCACUGCGUGCCUUCGGGCGCAAGCGACGCGCCACCUGCCGCGUGGUUUGUGGACCGCACGGGUGCGAGCGGAGGUGAGGUUGUGCUUCGCACACCGCCUGUGACACUGGCGCCCGUGGACGGAACGUUGCCAGCAGCGGUCGUGUCUGGUGAAGCGCUCGGAAGCGGGCUGCUCGAAGUGCGCGAUGCGUACGGGGCGGUGGCGACCGAGGCUGGGAUGGUGGCGCUGGUGACGACGACCGAGCCCGAGAGCGUGCUGGAGAACCUCCAGACCGGAGCGGCGUUUGAUGCUGCGACCGGGCAGGCAUCGCUUAGCCCGCUGGUGAUUGCGGUGAGCGUGCCGAGCGUGCCGAGCGUGACCGGGCGGUUGUUCCGACUGGACGUCAGCGUCCGCGGGGUGAGCGGGGCCGAGCUCCCCGAAACAAGCGUGUAUGUCAAUGUCACGCUCUGCCCGCCGGGCAAGGGUCGGGUCUCGCCGUUUGGCGAUGAGCUCCGGUGUGCGUUCUGCUCGGCAGGCUCGUUCUCAGACGAUACGUCGGGCGGCACGUGCGAGGCGAUUCCGCUUUGCCCAGCGAACACGAUUCGGCUGGCUAGGACGAACACGACGACUGGGGUUGAUGGGGCGGUUGUGAUUGUCUCGACCACGCCGUGUGUUUGCAAGGAGAACUUCUACACGCUGACGGGGCGGACGGACGUGGCCUGCGUGGCGUGCCCCGAGGGCGGGCGAUGCCCGGGAGGAGUGGCGCUGCCGGAGGCGGCCAAGGGCUUCUAUCCCUCCAAGACCAACCCGAUCACCGAGUUUGUGCGGUGUCGGCGGUCGGGUGGAUGCGCGGGCGCAGGAGUGUGCAACGUCGGGUACGAGGACUACAUGUGCAACGAGUGCUCUUCGGGCUACUACACCGACCCGACGGACAACUGCGCCAAGUGCCCGCUGGUAGCGUCUGUUGGCGUCAUCGGGGUGUUUGUGGCGAUCAUGGUGAUUGCCAUCGGAGCAGCGUUGACGAUUGCGUAUCGGACGGCGCAGACAACCACGAUUUCCGGGACGGGUACCAUGGCAGCGAUUCGGCGGAUCAACGUGCCGGCGACGGUGUCGAUGGCGGUGGUGGCGUUCCAGGUCGUGGGCAUUGUGUCGGACUCUGACUUUGGGUGGGACUCGCGGGCCAAGUCUGCGCUCUCGCUGUUCAACGCGGCCAACGUGGAUCUCUCACUGACGGCGUCCGAGUGUUCUGUCGGAUUCUACGGGCUUUACGUGCUCUCGGUCACGAUCCCGUUCCUCCUUCUUGUUCUCAUUGUGGCCGGAGUCAUCAUGCUCAAGUACUUUGGCGGGCGCUGGACGGUCUUUGCGCCGCUCGAGUUUGUGCCUCUGGCCACCAUCAUGGACUCUGUCAUCUUCUCGGUAGCGCCUGUAACGUACAUUCCGAUGGCGCGGGCUGUGGUGGCGCUGUUUGACUGCACGAGGCUACCAGGCUCGGUCGACUUUGUGCUUGACGCCGACCCGGGCGUGGCGUGCUUUGACUCGCGGUGGUGGACAGCGUUCCCGCUGGGUCUGGCGGCGCUCAUCUCAUUUGUCGUCGGCGUGCCAGUGUACUCGAUUGCGUGCGUGAUCGGGCGGCGGCAUGAGCUCUUCACACCGCUGACGUACGCACGGUACGGUGCGCUCUACCGGCUCUUCCGCAUCCCGUACUACUGGGUCGGCGUGGCGGAUCUUGGCAAGCGACUGGCACUGGUCGUUGCUGCGGUCUUUUUCUCGGGUCGACAGCUCGUCCAGUCGGGCCUGAUGGUGGUGGUCCUUCUCUCGUAUGCGUUCUUUGUUCUCCGGUACAAGCCUUACUUUUACCCGCUUUACAACGAGGUCGACUUUCAGCUCACACUCAUGCUUGUCGUUUUUCUUCUUCUCGGCGUCGGCUCGUACGCCGAGCGCGAGGCACAGAGCGGUACCGGGGAUCUGUUCUUUGUCGGCGUCAUGCUCGCGCUCGCCGCUCUCUUUGGCAUUGUGGUCUACUCGAUCUACCGUGACGUGGUUCACAUCCGGCAGUCGCGAAGCCUCAAGUACUCGUCGACGUCAGACCGUGCAGCGCGUCUCGCGGCGCAUCUCGCCAAGGAGGUACCGGACAUUGAUCCCGAAGCUGCCGUGGCGCUGGAGGCGGCGCUGGAGGUGCUGUACAUGACACAGGCGCGGCACCGGCCGCCAGCUGCUGAAAACGCGACGACAUUCCGAUGA